GUCUUUUUUGUCUCUCUUCCUUUCCAUUGCCCAAAAAGAAACAGAAACUUUUCUCCGAGAAUCCUCAUUUCUCCGUUGAAAAAAGGACCUUGAGAGGAAAUGUUUCACUGUUUCUAGGGUUCUUAUAAUCCACUUCCUCAUCAUUAGAGAAUGGAAAAUCUCCUCUUCUCUUUGAUAUUUCUUCGGAUUUCGCUUAUGUCCUGAAUCUCUUGAAGACCCAAUUGAAAAAAUCUCAACUUUUUUUCUCCCGGCGUUUCCGGCGAUAUACAAUGCGGAUUCUCGUGAAUCUCAUUCUCUUCUCCUUGAUUCCUCUGGCGUUCUCCAAUGAAAACUCCAGCUCGUAUCUCAUUGCGCGACCAUUGAUCUUCGAAACCCAGCUCAAGAACAUAAACGACAAUGUCAAUCUACAUUGCACGAGCUGGAGAUUCGCGGCGGAGACAAACAAUCUCGCUCCAUGGAAAACCAUUCCAGCUGAAUGCGCCGAUUACGUGAAAGAUUACCUGAUGGGUGAAGGUUACGUCGUCGAUGUGGAGAGAGUCUCCGAAGAAGCUAAGGUUUACGCGAGCAGCUUCGAAUCUAACGGUGACGGGAAAGACAUUUGGAUUUUCGAUAUUGAUGAGACGUUAUUGUCGAAUCUUCCUUAUUACAUGGAACACGGUUGUGGGUUGGAAGUUUUUGAUCAUUCAAAGUUUGAUAUGUGGGUAGAGAAAGGGAUAGCACCUGCUAUAGCACCAAGCUUGAAGCUUUACCAAAAGGUUAUACAUUUGGGGUACAAAGUUAUCUUGCUUACAGGGCGUAGAGAGAACCACCGGGUUAUCACUGUCGAAAACCUGCGCAAUGCCGGUUUCCAUAACUGGGACAAGCUUAUUCUGAGAUCGUUGGAUGAUCGGAACAAAACAGCGACCAUGUACAAGUCAGAGAAGAGAGAGGAGAUGGUGAAAGAAGGGUAUAGGAUCAGAGGCAAUUCAGGUGACCAAUGGAGUGAUUUGUUGGGUUCUGCAAUGUCAGAAAGAUCCUUCAAACUUCCAAAUCCAAUGUAUUAUAUCCCCUGAAGGGGAUCAACUAGAAUCAGGAGGCAAUUCAGGUUACUAAAUGGAGCAACCUACUGUUUUUGAAGUUUGGGUUGCCAUGUAAUCACUUGCAAUAAAUAUAUGUACUAAUGACUGCAUCGGCUUGCGUGUCUAAAUUUGUAGCUUAUUGAAAACUUUUUGUGGUUAAAGACGAAUCCAGUUAACUAACAUAAGUUUAACAAAA
This is a messenger RNA of Arabidopsis thaliana (thale cress), 1254 nucleotides long. RefSeq names its product HAD superfamily, subfamily IIIB acid phosphatase. The coding region runs from base 270 to 1052 and encodes 260 amino acids. The record is from RefSeq and is marked reviewed. Gene Ontology annotation, molecular function: acid phosphatase activity. NCBI's taxonomy places the organism in Eukaryota, Viridiplantae, Streptophyta, Magnoliopsida, Brassicales, Brassicaceae. The transcript has 3 exons.